This is a messenger RNA of Yarrowia lipolytica CLIB122, 1971 nucleotides long. RefSeq lists its product as uncharacterized. Lineage: Eukaryota; Fungi; Ascomycota; Dipodascomycetes; Dipodascales. Gene Ontology annotation, cellular component: mitochondrion; cytoplasm. Gene Ontology annotation, biological process: mitochondrial glycyl-tRNA aminoacylation. Gene Ontology annotation, molecular function: ATP binding; glycine-tRNA ligase activity. The record is from RefSeq and is a predicted model, not a curated record.
AUGUCCACCCGACCCGCCGACCAGGAGCUCAACCGAGAGACUCUUGAUGCCGUCCUCAAGCGACGGUUCUUCUACGCCCCAGCCUUUGAGAUCUACGACGGUGUUUCCGGUCUUUACGACUACGGCCCGCCUGGAUGUGCUCUCCAGACCCGAAUCAUCGACACGUGGCGAGAUCACUUUGUGCUCGAGGACGACAUGCUCGAGGUCGACACCACCAUGCUGACUCCCCACGAGGUUCUGAAGACCUCUGGCCACGUGGACAAGUUUGCCGACUGGAUGUGCCGAGAUCUGGCCUCCGGCGAGAUUUUCCGAGCCGACCAUCUGGUCGAGGAGGUGCUCGAGGCCCGACUCAAGGGAGACAAGGAGGCCCGAGGCAUCAAGGAGGACGUUGUUGAGGACGAGUCCGCCAAGAAGCGAAAGAAGAAGGUCAAGGAGAUUGUGGCCAUCAAGCUCGAUGACAAUGUUAAGGAGGAGUACGAGACCAUUCUUGCCAAGAUUGACGGUUUCUCCGGCCCCGAGCUUGGUGAGAUCAUGGACAAGUAUAAGAUCGUCAACCCUGUCACCGGCGGUCCCCUUGAGAAGCCCAUGGAGUUCAACCUCAUGUUCGAGACUGCCAUCGGCCCCUCCGGUAAGCUCAAGGGCUUCCUGCGACCCGAGACCGCCCAGGGCCAGUUCCUCAACUUCAACAAGCUGCUGGACUGCAACAACACCAAGAUGCCCUUCGCCUCUGCCUCCAUUGGUAAGUCUUUCCGAAACGAGAUUUCCCCCCGAUCCGGUCUGCUGCGAGUCCGAGAGUUCACCAUGGCCGAGAUUGAGCACUUUGUCGACCCUCUGGACAAGGACCACCACCGAUUCGACGAGGUCAAGGACGUCAAGCUGCGAUUCCUCGCCAAGGAUGUCCAGUCCGCUGGUAAGACCGACAUCCAGGAGAUGACCAUCGGCCAGGCCGUUGAGACCGGUCUCGUUGACAACAAGACCCUCGGAUACUUCCUUGCUCGAAUCUACCUGUUCCUGAUCAAGAUUGGUGUCAACCCCGACCGACUCCGAUUCCGACAGCACAUGUCCAACGAGAUGGCCCACUACGCCACCGACUGCUGGGAUGCCGAGCUGCACACCUCCUACGGCUGGAUCGAGUGUGUUGGCUGUGCUGACCGAUCUGCCUACGAUCUGUCUGUGCACGAGGCCCGAACCAAGGUCAAGCUGCAGGUUCAGCAGAAGCUCGACGCUCCUCUCGUCGAGGACAAGUUUGUCUGCGAAUACGACAAGAAGAAGUUUGGUCCUCUGCUCAAGAAGGCCGCCAAGCCCGUCGAGGAGUGGUUCGAGUCCCGAACCCAGUGCGAGCUUGAGGAUCUUGCCAAGGCUCUUGAGGCCGGCAAGAUUGUCCUGCCCGAGAUUGAGGGUGUCGAGGUUGCCGGCACCGAGCUUGACAAGUCUCACAUCAAGAUUGAGAAAAAGACCAUCACCACCCACGUUCGAGACUACACUCCCAACGUCAUCGAGCCUUCUUUCGGUAUCGGACGAAUCCUUUACUCUCUGAUCGAGCACUGCUUCUGGACUCGACCCGAGGACGCCUCCGGAGCCAAGGGUGUGCUUUCUUUCCCUCCUCGAAUUGCCCCCACCAAGGUUCUUGUUGUUCCUCUCUCUUCCCAGAAGGAGCUGGCCCCCUUCACUCAGGAGGUCUCCAAGAAGCUGCGACAGGCCCGAAUCUCCGCCAAGGUCGACGACUCUUCUGCCUCUAUCGGUAAGCGAUACGCCCGAAACGACGAAAUGGGAACUCCCUUCGGUAUUACCGUCGACUUCGACACUGUCAAGGACAACUCUGUCACCCUCCGAGAGCGAGACUCCACUCGACAGGUUCGAGGCUCCAUCGACGCCGUCAUUGCUGCCAUCAACGUCAUGACCGCCGACGAUGUUGCCUGGGAGGAGGCCACCAAGGACCUCACUCCUUUCGAUUCCACCGACAAGGAGUAA